Messenger RNA from Rhododendron vialii, 2301 nucleotides. RefSeq lists its product as uncharacterized. Gene Ontology annotation, cellular component: AP-5 adaptor complex. Lineage: Eukaryota; Viridiplantae; Streptophyta; Magnoliopsida; Ericales; Ericaceae. The record is from RefSeq and is a predicted model, not a curated record. The transcript is spliced from 16 exons. The coding region runs from base 223 to 1926 and encodes 567 amino acids.
ACAACUGUUCUCGUCACCUCUUCCCGCCGGCGCGAUCUGCAACCCCCCUCUCUCUCUCUCUCAAUUACAGGAGGUGUACUCUCCCGACUCCAUCGCUGGGAAAGAAAACAAGCCAUUCUGAUUUUUCGAACCUCUCUCUCUCUCUCUCUCAAUUACAGGAGCUGUACUCUCCCGACUCCAUCGCUAGGAAAGAAAACAAGCCAUUCUGAUUCGGUUCGAAAAAUGGCCGAACGAGACAAAGAAUGGGAUUUACACUUCAGGACCCUAUCUUCUAUGGCCAGAGAUUCCAAUUUCGCCAGCGAUCCUGCUUCCGAUCCUUCACUGCUCAAUUCGGUGAAGAAGCUUCACGAACUGUGUAAAGCUGAGAAUUCUGAAGAUUUGAUAGCUAGGGUUUAUCCGCAGCUGAACAAGAUUUUCCAGCGCUCAGUGGCUUCAAUUUCUCUGUCUCGAACUUCUAACGGUCUUCUAUUACUGGCUAUACUUCAAUUUUUCCUUGAUUUUGGAGAGGUCGUUUUGCAUGAUGCUGAUCCUAGUCUGAGUACCUUCUUUCGUUCCUGCUUGAGCCGAGAGUUUGCAGAUGCAGUUGUUGCAGAGGCAACACUUGAGUUUCUGAAUCUGAACAAGAGAAAACUUCUCACUUCUUUCCCUACACUACUCCCUCAGUUUUUCCCAUUAAUGCUUAAGCUCAUUGCAUGGAAUGGAGAGAAAUUAGAAAAAUUAUUCCUGACGGUGUUUCCAUCGUUGAUGUCGCCUGGGUCAUUUCUUCCGCUAUUCCCAUCUCUCAUUGACUUACCAAUAUUGGUAGUGGCAUUGGAAAAGGUUGAACGGAACUCAGGAUCACUGAUUGGCAGCAGCAUAGCUUCACUCCAGAAGAGUGCGGCUCCUGAGAUGCUGCUUGCACUCAUGGAUGAAGCAUACACUGGAUCAACCAUAGGGGAUGAAGGACCAGACUUUGAAUCUGAAGAUAGCAAUACGAUGGCUGUAGCUGAUCCAUUGUUUCUUGAGCUCCUUAAAGAUGAGAAUGAUGGCCUUGCUGAACGCCAUUCGACUUCCCCGGCGAUGGCUGUGGCUCUGCAGGUCGCUGUUAGCACCCCCCACUCUGAUAGGCUGAAGCAAACCCUCAGGAUGACUCCCAGACUUCUUGAUGUGUAUUUCUCUAUAGCAGUGUGUGAUGACAAUAAUUCUUUAAUAUGUGCAUUGAUACCCCUACUUAUGGCUAGAAAUUCGAAUCUAUUUCCAGACAAAAUUUUCUCGUAUGAGGUUCAAAAGAGGCUCUUAGAAUUCAUGCUUGCUGCAUUCCAACAAUCUCCUGAUUUUGUCGCACUUCUCAAGAAACCGAUAAUAGACAGACUUGGAGAAGCUUAUGACGGCCCUGCAAAGACAGAGUUGGCAUUACAAUUGUGUUGGGCCAUUGGAGAGCAUGGAGGGGGUGGUGAAUCUCACAAAGAUGCAGCUCGUGAACUUUUUGAGAGUUUGGAACUACUUUUGUAUGAAAACCUCUCCUCCAGUCGUUUGGGUCUAAUGGAGUCAACUCUUAGCUCUGGCAGUUCAGCAUCAAGAAAAUCAUUGCAGUCAAGACUUCUUUGUUUUGUUGUCACCGCUAUAGCAAAGCUUGCCACGCAUCACCGUGAUUUACUUCCAAGGGCUCGGGUAUCAUUGGCCAAGGUGGCCCGUUCUCGGAUAUCUGAUGCAAGGGUCUGGAGACGUGCUCGUGAUUAUUUAGGCUUAAUGAAUGAACCUGCAAUAUGCUUGUCAAUCUUGGGUCCUUCACGACCUUCACACGGAUAUAUGCAGAACCCAGGCACGGUCAAUUGGAAUGAGGGGGCCACAAAAAUGGUUGUUGAUAUUCCAUUUUACAUUCUAGGUAAACAAGAAGGUCCUCCCUUCCACGAUUUUUCCUUCUCAGAUAUCCUUCCAAGAAGAUAAUUGAGAUACUCUGGCAGGAAGUAUCGCAUCAUCUCUAUAAUGUACUUCCAUUAUAGUGAGUCCUGGAGAGUUUAUUAAACCACACAUCACAUGAGGAUCUGUUUCGGCUGGGAAUUUGUGUAAAAGAAUCUGCUGAUCUCUUAGUUUGUACAUUGGCGUUGUGAUUCUUUUCUUGCAUGUUUAUUGUAGUACGGUAUGCCCUUUAGGAAGGGGGUUUACUACAAUUACGUAGGUAUACAUAUUUCUAAACAGUAGCUAGUUUUUUGCUGUUAGCCAAAAGAAUACACAUCCGCAUUGCUUAUCCAUGUACAUGUAUGAGGCUAUUGCUCUUGCUUCAAUCCACAAUGCUACCCAACAUUCGCCCGUUUUUUAAAA